AUGUGGGUCUCUGCAGUAUCUGCAAUGGAAGGAAUGGAGCAUUGGAAAAGAGAAAUUCAAGAUAGGUUGCAACAAGGGAUUGAAUAUGCACAUCAGAUACCCCCCACUCAAAUGUAUGCAGCUGCCACUGUGUUGCUUUUCACCACCAUUUUGCUCUUAGCAAUUCGCUUGUUCAAACGUACCAAGUCUAAUACCAUUGUGCUCGCGGGGCUUAGUGGGAGUGGAAAAACUGUUCUUUUUUAUCAACUUCGAGAUGGCUCUGUACAUCAGGGCACUGUUACCUCAAUGGAACCAAAUGAGGACACUUUCCUGCUACAUUCUGAAACUACUAAGAAAGGAAAAAUGAAGCCUGUACAUGUUGUUGAUGUUCCUGGCCAUUCUCGUCUUCGACCCAAACUAGAUGAGUUCUUGCCUCAAGCAGCUGGCAUAGUGUUUGUUGUUGAUGCUUUGGAAUUCUUACCGAGCUUGAGUGCAGUUUCAGAAUAUCUCUAUGAUAUUUUGACCAAUGCAAGUGUUGUCAAAAAGAAAGUUCCAAUUCUCAUCUGUUGUAACAAGACAGACAAAGUGACAGCACAUACGAAGGAAUUCAUCCGAAAGCAGAUAGAGAAAGAAAUUGAAAAAUUACGGGCAUCAAGAAGUGGAAUAUCAGAAGCUGAUAUUGCAAAUGACACUACUCUUGGAAUACCUGGGGAAGUGUUUUCAUUUUCGCAUUGCGUGAACAAAGUUAGCAUCGCAGAAGCUUCUGGUUGGACUGGUGAAAUUUCUCAGGUGGAGCAGUUCAUUAGAGCACAUGUAAAGCCUUAG
Molecule: messenger RNA, 804 nt
Organism: Dovyalis caffra
Lineage: Eukaryota; Viridiplantae; Streptophyta; Magnoliopsida; Malpighiales; Salicaceae
Source: the annotation of a GenBank genome assembly